UAGAUAUGGCCAAUGCGUUGUAAUUUUCUCGUUUCUGUUAAUCGAGGCGGUAAAGGAAUCCGUCGUUUUUGUUAUCGUACGACUAAAAAUCCGCUUUUGGGAUGUGUUCUAAAGGAAAUAUCGGACUUUGAGGUCAUGAAUCACAUGGGGGUGGGGAGCAGGUGGCAUUCCCACAGCUGAUGUCGACGUCUUGGAUUUGGUUUUCUUGGGUUGCUUCCUUCUCUAGUUAUUUAAUUCUCACACGCUGCUGCUGUCAUUAAUGGCGAAUUGGGGGGUUACAGUUGUUGCUGGUGAUUUGCUGGACGUCUUCGUUUCCCUGUGAGGCACCUGCAGCUGUUCAAUGCAUAAACGGAAAACAGAGGGAAAAAGCUCACACGGACUUGGGAAAGGAGAUUUUGGCUUGCUAAUAGAGAAGGAUGGUCCCUUACUAGAAGCAGGAUCAACCCAAGUUCGCCAAUCUUUGUGUCCCAGGUUAGUGUCUUGUGUGCUGCUCCAUCAUGACAAUGGCAAAUAUAAACUUGGAAGGGCAAUAAACCACCGUGAGAUGAACAUGCUGUAUUUUCUAGUUUGGAGAAGACAGCCACUCGAACAUUAAAUUUAUUGGCUUAUGCAUCAAACAGCCAAAAUUUAGUGGAAGAUGCAGUUAGAUCCAAAGAACAUCUCCAUUCAAUAAUCAGAUCAACUUUCAUAAUUAGAUCAUCAGUACUGAGAAAAAUCUUGCACAAUAUUUUGUUGACUCGGGAGAAGUUAGUUGUGGCUUUCAUGCUAUCUAUUAUGGAGAUGGUUCUGUGUUAAACAUCCCUGCUAACAUGACCGCUACUUGUUGUCUUUAAAAGCUCAAUGCAUAGGAAAGCUGCACAAAGCAUAAACCAUACUGGGUGAUUUCUUUUUCGAAUAUUCACCUGAGGUUCAGUUAGGAAAAAUAAUUGGAAUUCCUUCAGUUAAAAGGAUAUCUAAUUCUGUAGAAGGAUUUAUGCAGAAAAUGGGCCUUUUGGAAGUCUCAUUGCCGAUUGAUCCAGUCAAGCAAGAUGUUGGUACAGAAGAAAGUAGACUAAGAUUAGUCAGAACCAGAGAGACGCGGUCCUCAAAUUUGGUACACUCUCCUAAGACUUAUAGAUCAUUGUUACAAGGAUCUGAAGCAAAAUUCUCUCAAGAGUUGAUCUUUUCUUGCUCAAGUACCAGAUCAACUUCCUCUGACCUGUCUGCUUCACCGGCACAUAGCUUUGUCACCUCAGCGCUUGUUUACUGUGUCUGGGAAAGUAGCAUGCCUUAUUUCUUAUUUGUUGUAGAUGAUGAUGGAGGUGAAGUAUAUGUGGCUCAUCCUCUGAAGAUUAGUCCCUCUGUUGAUAAGUCCCUGGAUUACAUUUAUCUGUUCCAUUCAUGGAAAGCAAGCAGAACUGCAUCAAACAAAAAUGUUUCUAAUGCUUCACAUGUUGUUGGAAAGAUGAAGGUAUCGAGUUCUUUAAUUGUGAAUUCCAGAAGAUCUAAAUUCAUGGAAAUUGAGUUUGUUUUAUUUGGUGCCAAUGAAGAAUAUUCGAAAGAAAAGGAAAAGCCAUUAUCAAAUGUCAAGAAAAGUAAUGGGCAAUCCAAAAAGGUGGUUGAGAUGUUUAGGCCAAGUCAUUCAUCCAUGCACAAUCCUAAACUUAAGUUUGGCGAAUCAGGUUCUCGGUUUGAGGACCUGUGGCAAUUUUUUUCUAAUGAGUUACAAACUAUUUAUGAAUCAGAUUGUGCAGAUCAGCUCACAAAUGGUUUCCCACCUAAUCUUGAAUUGGCGGCAAUAGUUGUCGGAGAUCACAGAUAUAAUAGCUCAAAAGAUGUAGCUUUUGGUGGUUGGGGCCUCAAAUUCCUUGAGAAAGUUGAACUCAAUGAUGCUGAUUUUUCUCAAGGGCUGCCAUCAUCUUCUUCCAAAAGUUGUAAAGAGAAAUCCGAAAGUGAUAGGAAGAAGACUGCCAGGAAUGUGACUGUUUUAGUUCCGGAUGGAUUUCACGGAGGACCAGUUGCCGAAUUUGGUGGUCCUUCUAAUCUUAUUGAUAGAUGGAAGACAAAUGGACAUUGUGACUGUGGGGGGUGGGAUGCUGGGUGUCCUAUAAAAGUACUAAACAAUGAGUCUAACAGUUCAAAGAUUUUGCCCCAGGCAGAGAUGGGAGAGGAUCACAAGUCAUUUGAACUAUUUAUAGAGGGUCAUAAGCAUGGAGAACCUGCUUUCCAAUUGUUGAAUGUGAGCAAAGACACAUACGUCGUUAAUGUUCAGCCAACUCUAUCGGCUCUUCAGUCUUUCUCCAUAGGAGUUGCAGUCAUCCAUUCCCAGACACCAGAUCUGUAUCCAAAUUUGUGAUUUAUGGAAGUUCUGAAAGGAUAUGAUCCUAAUCUUUUUGAAAAAUGCAAAGUGAUCACCCAUUGGUCCCCAAUCCAUAUCUGGCACAAUUCUGGCACAACUGGACAACAAAAGGAAUCCAUCCCCCCCACACACACCCCACAUCAUAGUUUUGUAGUGUUUGCUUGGUCUUCUCAUGUCUCUAUAGCAAAAGUAAUUGUGCCUCAAUGGAAAGCUGUGCGCACAUGUGGAAUCCAUCAAAGGAGGAACACUAUGUGGAAUCUCUAGAAGAAAGGGUUGCAUAUUGUAAGGCAUAAGCAUAAGAUCUGGUUGUGAAAAUGACAUGAAUUC
Messenger RNA from Musa acuminata subsp. malaccensis (wild Malaysian banana), 2665 nucleotides. The record is from RefSeq and is a predicted model, not a curated record. Lineage: Eukaryota; Viridiplantae; Streptophyta; Magnoliopsida; Zingiberales; Musaceae.